Aspergillus oryzae RIB40 is the source of this 405-nucleotide messenger RNA. Its product is annotated as RidA family protein. The record is from RefSeq and is a predicted model, not a curated record. The transcript has 2 exons. NCBI's taxonomy places the organism in Eukaryota, Fungi, Ascomycota, Eurotiomycetes, Eurotiales, Aspergillaceae. The coding region runs from base 1 to 405 and encodes 134 amino acids.
AUGUCCCACCUCCAAUACUUCAGCUACAAAGGCUUCGGCGAGCAUAUGCGUGAAGUCUUAUCAUAUAGCCAGGCGGUACGUAUUGGCGAUCGCAUUGAAAUCUCCGGCCAAGGAGGUUGGGAUCCAAGUACUCGCAAAGUCCACACGGACUUAGGGGAAGAAAUCAACCAAGCAUUCGCCAACGUAGAGCUAGCGCUCAAAGAUGCUGGUGGGAGGGGCUGGUCCCAGGUCUAUCGAGUUCGAAUUUUCAUCGUACAGACCAAUGAUGAAGUCAUUGCCUUGCUUGUGCAGAAUCUUCAAAAGUGGAUGCCAGAUCACAAGCCUGUGUUGACGUGUGUUGGAGUGAACCAGCUAGCUUUGGAGGGGAUGAGGAUUGAGAUCGAAGCGUUUGCGCACGAUGGUUGA